Lutzomyia longipalpis is the source of this 7087-nucleotide messenger RNA. It is a transcript of the gene Flo2, whose product is annotated as flotillin-2. The record is from RefSeq and is a predicted model, not a curated record. Gene Ontology annotation, biological process: protein localization to plasma membrane; regulation of myoblast differentiation. The coding region runs from base 2364 to 3209 and encodes 281 amino acids. Lineage: Eukaryota; Metazoa; Arthropoda; Insecta; Diptera; Psychodidae. Gene Ontology annotation, cellular component: plasma membrane. The transcript has 6 exons.
AAUAUUUUUAUUGAAGAAUGUCCUGUGAAUUACCUCAAAAUUUCACACUGCUGAAUAUUUGUGUGUGGGAUAUUAUUAGAAGAAGAAGAUGGAAAUUGAAAUAGUUUAAAAUUAUUCAGUGUGACAAGUUGUUAUGCAGAUGCUCCAUUUUCGCAAUUUCUUCUAUGCAAAUUUAUUCUAUUAUAAAUUUCAUUGCAAUUCUCUCAUGUCACGCAGAUAAAGCGCCUCAAACCAGUGUUAGCUUCUAAAGGAGAACAACUAAUUUAGCGCAAGCGAGGUGUGCCACCUACAAAUGAUUUUCCAUAUACUACGAUUUAAUUACGUUCAAGAAUGUAUUUUGAUGAUAAAUAACGUGAAGAAUAGAUUGCUCCACUAAAAGGCUCGUGAAGAAAAUUAAGUUGUGGUGAAAAAUUUGUCUGAACUUUUCCGCUUCUGGAGAAGAAAGGAGAUAAUUAAUGUUUGAAAAUUUACAAUGUGGUUCUAAAUUGAAUUCUCCUAAUGAAAUACGUGUUAUUCAAUCAUAAAUUGGUAUUGAGAAUGUCCAUUUAUGUAUUUUAUUACAGGAAACUAGAACACAAUGAUAAUUAUUUUAAAAGGUUUUUCGGGGUUCCGUAAAAUCACUUCUAAUUUGUAAAGAAAAAACAUUGGAAAGAAAAAUCUCCAUUUUCCAGAAAAUUAAAUUUCCGAAAUUAAUUUAGAAUCUAUUAAUAACUUACAGAAUUCAUUUCCUAAAUAACUAAAAAUGAAACACUCGUCAUAUCAAUUUUAUUUAUUUUUUAAUAAUCUAUUUAAAUUUAAUAACCACAGUAUUGCAUUUGUCAUAAUAUUUUCUAUAUUUUUCCGAAUUGCAUUAUAUCAGUUAAAUUCAAAAUUGUGUGAAAAUUUUUAACUCGUUCGAUAAAGUUUCCAUCAAUUGGAAUAGUUUUGUAUCGAUUGUUAUGGCGCUUUAUGAUUUUCACGGAGAAUUUGCAUAAUUUAAGUUUUAUUUUACUUUUAUAAAAUUUUAUCUAACGCUAUGAUAAAAAUAUGCUUCAGAAGAAGAAAAUUAAAUUUGACUAAAUUAUCUGUUGAAUAUUUAUAUCAAAUUAUUUUUAUAUUUUCUACGUACUCUUCAUCAGGAAAACUAAUUAUUAUUCUUUGAAAUGUUCAGCAAAAAAAUUAUUUAUUUAUUAUUCUUCUGAAAGAAUCAAAUAAAUCUCAUUAAUUUUUCAUUUAUCUCUAUAAAAGCAAAAUAUUUCAUCCCAAAUGUAUUAAUCAACAUAUUAUAUAACUCAAUUAUGAUCCAUAAAGAUUUUUCUUUCAUUAAAUUCACUGUGCAAAUGGCAAGAAAACAUUAAUUUUCAUAAAUAUAAGAAGAUACGUUUAUUAGAAAAAUUAUAGGCUCAUCAAUUCUGUUCUUUCAUUUCUGUGCCAAACAGUUUUAAUUAACUUCGUGCAAUUUUUCCGAAUAACCCUUUAAAUGUCGCACUAAUCCCGUGUAAGUAGCAAAAUAUAUGCGAGCUUUAUCGCACAUAUAGGCACCUGAUUCAGCGGAAAAAAUCGCCGCAAUUUUCUUCACAUAGUAUGGAGAACAAUGUCAUUUUUCCCACAAGACUUUUUCUCUAUCCCCAUAUCCCAUUUUUUCCACUCUCAUAGACACUUUGUGUGUACAACAUAUAGAAAAAAAAUCAGCUCAUUAUUUGCAUGACUCAAAUUGUAUGUUCUCGCGCGUCUCUCCAACGAGACAGACACACACAGACGUUUGAGGCACUAUGAGAGUUUUCUUGAGUCGGGAAAGACGUCCGUGAAACUGGAAAUCAGUUUGCUGUGAGAUUUUCGUCUUGGCACACGGCGUCGAAUUAUUGCGUGCAAAACUCUUAUCACUUGCGGUGUACCUUAUCAACACAACACCCUUAGUUAUUUUGUAAUUAAUUCUGUGAGGUGUAUACUGUACAUCUGCAGUGAUUACGCGGGUAUCUCCUUACGCUAUUCUUGGUAUCUUGGCGUGGGAGAUUAUUAAGUAUUUGGGAAUGUCGUCAGAAAAUUCUGCACCAAACACCAUUCGGAGGCACGAGUUUAUUUUCAAUUGAAUCCAAUUAAAAGCUUUGAGUUUUGCACUGCUCUACGUGCCAGAGUAUCGUGGCGAAGCAACGAGUGAAGACGGAGAAAAUUUUUUAACAAAAAAAAAAUCUUAUUUAUGCUAAAAGGAAAUUCUUGUGCUUGAAAGUGAAAAAUGAUUUGGAUGGGUGCAUUUAAAUUGACACUAAUCUUGGGAUUUACCUACAUUGUUAUAAAGAGGAACUCUUACAGUCGAAGAAGUUUACAAAGAUCGCGACCAAUUCGCAGCAUUGGUCCGCGAAGUGGCGGCACCUGACGUUGGCCGUAUGGGCAUCGAGAUCCUUUCAUUUACCAUCAAGGAUGUGUACGACGAUGUUCAGUACUUGCAGUCGCUGGGCAAAGCACAAACGGCCAGUGUCAAGCGUGACGCCGAUGCGGGAGUGGCUGAAGCAAACAGGGAUGCAGGAAUCCGGGAGGCGGAGUGCGAGAAGAGCGCCAUGGACGUGAAGUAUGCAACCGACACGAAAAUCGAGGACAAUUCGAGAAUGUACAAACUACAGAAGGCGAAUUUUGAUCAAGAAAUCAACACUGCGAAAGCCGAAUCCCAAUUAGCCUACGAACUGCAAGCAGCUAAAAUUAGGCAGAAAAUCCGUAAUGAGGAGAUUCAAAUUGAUGUUGUGGAGCGACGUAAGCAGAUUGAAAUUGAAGCUCAGGAAAUUAUGAGGAAGGAGAGGGAGCUGAAUGCCACCGUGAGGCUUCCAGCAGAAGCGGAGAGCUAUCGAGUUCAAAUGAUUGCUGAGGGCAAGAGAACUCAGACCGUUGAAGUAGCUCGUGCUGAGGCUGAGCGCAUUAAGAAAAUCGGUUUGGCAGAAGCGACGGCAAUUGAAUCAGUGGGAAAAGCUGAAGCAGAGAGGAUGAGAAUGAAAGCCGGCGUGUACAAACAAUACGGAGAUGCUGCUAUAAUGAAUAUCGUCCUAGAAGCUUUGCCCAAGAUUGCUGCUGAAGUAGCCGCCCCAUUGGCUAAAACGGAUGAAAUUGUGCUCAUUGGUGGCAAUGAUAGCACAACUGGAGACGUGACACGUCUCGUGGGGCAACUUCCACCGGCCAUCAAUGCACUAACAGGUGUGGAUGUGUCCAAAGUUUUCUCCAAGAUUCCCGGAGCCAAGGCGUGAAUUUAAUUCAACCACACGCAAGUUUUUUUUUUAUUAUUUUCACAAAAAAUAUUUUUUUCUUUAAAACACUUUAUGAACUUUUUUUUUGUUAUACCCUUUUGAUGCUACACAAUUUGUUGAUUUUUUAUUUUUUUAAUUUCACAAGUACAAAGAAAAGAAAUGCGCGAAUUUCUUUUGCCAUAAGAUAAUGCACAUUGCGCAAUUUGUUUAACUUUGCCCCUAAUAUUUGGGGUUUAAUUUCUUGUGUUUAUACUAACAUUUUUUUGAUAUAAGAAAGUAUUUCUUUUUUUAAACCAAUGAUCCAUUUUCUUAUAAGUAUAUUAAUGAAAAAAAAAAGAAACAAUCCUUUCUCAGUCAAGUCAGUGUGAUUGUUACCAGAGCUUUUCAGUAUAAUAUUGUAGUAUGGAGAAAGUAAGAAAAAAAAUGGGGUCAGAAAGGAACCUAUAAAACAGAUCAUUUCACUUGAACUGCCAAAAAUAAUUUCUAUAUAAUUAAAAAAAUAUUUUUCUCCCAUAUAGAAUAUUUUCCACAGAUAAGUGUAUGUAAUUUGCAAAAGAGAUUGAGGUGAAAACAUUGAGAACACUAACACUAAAAAAUAGAUAAAAAGAAAUCCUUUUGAAAAGAAAAUUGCUAUUGAGUAAGGAAAAAGUGUAGCUAAGGUAAAAAAAUAGUAAAUGUAAAGUGGACAUAAAUUGGCAAUUUAUUCUCUAAAUUUUAAUGCCUUAAAAAAUGGUGGAAAAGUAGAUUUAUAGAAGAAAAAAAAGUGUUUAAAAGAAAACUAUUUGAGAUGAGAUUAAGUAUAAAUUGAAGAAAGAAAAUUAAGUAAAUUGAUCAUGCUAAUUAAAAGAAAACUAAACUUAAAAUAAAAAACUGAUGUGGGAUUUUAUAAAAUUGAUUCUACGAUUUGCAAAAUAUAUACUUCUUUUUGAAUUAUCUCUUAAGCUUUAAAAACGUUUUUUUUAAGAUAUUUUAAUUAAUGCUUCACUUGGAAAAGGCUUAGUUUAAAUUUUCACAUCAAAAUAAGCAUUUUACGUUUUAUAGAAAUCACGUCACAAAGGUCAAAUGUUUAUUAAAGUUUAUAGAAUUAAAUUUAAUUUGAUUAAAGUCUAAAGAAAAUUUAACCAUCAAAAACUCUAUUUUAUCAUCUAAAAACUGAAAAUAAAACAAAAAGGCGAGAUAGUGUCAUAAAAUUAAAUUGAAGCCAACUUCACACGAAAAAUAUUUAUUUAACAUGUGAAGUUGAUUUCAAAUAAGCGUUAUGACGCCAUAAUUUCUUAAACAAUCCGCCAUAUUAUUUCUUUUUUGGAAAAAAAAUCUUUUUUUUUUUAAUUAAAACCAAUGAUUUUUAAAGCUUAAACAAGGAUUCAUAAAAAAGAAAACUCGAGAAUUAAUUCUAUAAAAUCCCCUCACUUAAAGCAAGAUAUUAAAUUUUCUUUAAAAAAAACAGAAAACUCCUUAAAAUGAAAUAUAACAGUGGAUUGUAGAAAAAGAAUAACUAUUGAGGGACAACAAAUACGAUGAAGUAGAAAGAAAAAAAAAUACUCUACACAGAAUUAUUUUUGAUAUUGUAAUAGUUAACCAAAAGAAAACUAAAAAUGAGGUGAAAAUUGAAGUUAUAUUUCACGAAAGAAAUAUGAAAGAGUACAGAAUGUGCUAAAAGUAGAAAUUAGCAGAGAAUUUUUACUUUUUAGCAGCAGAAAAUGCAGUAAAAAGAAUGAAAUGCAUUAAUGUAAGAAAAUAUUUUCUUUCUGAAAAUUCACAUCUUACGCGAGUAUUUUGUCUUAAGCUGCAAUAAAGAUGUAUAGAUUCUUUUCUUUAUUAAAUUCAAUAAUUUUUUUUUAUAAAUACAUAACUUGAAGAUGAAAAAAGUUACUGAAUUCUUCGGGUAUAAAAGAAAAUAAUCAGAAAUUUCUAUAGAUGUUUCUUCUUUCAUUUCUCUUGCGUAAAAUUUUUCUUUUGAAUGCGCUUCACUCGAUGAUUGUUGGAAAAAUUCGGGGCCAAAGAGUGUGGUGUUAUACGAUAAAAGAGAGUUAAACUUAAUGAAGAAUUAAAAGAAAAAAAAGGUGUGUAGAUUGUUAAAGUAAGUUCCCAAAGAGAAUUUAAAGAAAAAAAUCCCAUCAAGCUCUCAAAAAAAAACUAGCAGAGAGAGCAUCAAAACCCUUUUUAGAAUCCUCUCUAGGUAGACAUAAAAUUAAACAAAAAAAUGUAUGCUUGUGUAAAUACCCCUCCCCCUGAAAAAUAUAGCAAAAACAACUUUUAAAAGAAAAUCCGUCCCCAGAAAAAAUUAAAGAGUCGUAGAAAACUCUUCCUAUAUGAUAAAUUUUUUGAAAAGAAAAUGUAUUUUCGCAUAAAAGAAUUUUCACUUAAAAAGGAAGCUUUUUGAGGCAUUUUUGGCAUUGCAAUUCAGUAAUUUUUUCAAUCUUCGCAUAUUUCGGUGAAUUUUUCUUAUUCUAUUUCAAAUUUUUCUUUGUUAAAUGAUAAGAAGAAACACGUAGAAAAUUUUUAGAAAAUAAAAUGUACGAUAGCAAAAAAAUCUAUUUUCUAUUAAAAUAAUGAUAGAAAAACAAAUUAAAGAUUAAAAAAAAGAAGGAAGAUUUAACAUGAAAUAAAUGUGUUCAAAAUUGUUCAAAAAAAAUUGAGAAAGAUGAAAAAAAUCCUUUAAAAACUAACGUAGAUUUUUAACCGUUUCAAUCAUUUAAAAUGUAAUAUUUCCAAUACUUUUUUUUAUUAAUUUUUCAGUAUUCACUAAUCUCUUUUUUACAGGAUUAAAAAAAACGAAUUUUUCAUAUAAAACAUAGAAAGAAAGAAAACCUCAAAGACAUUAAGUUUUUUUUUCCAAAGAGUUUUUCUUCAUGAGAAGAUCUCACCUCUGCCUAUGGAAGGUGAGUGAAAUUAGACAGAAUAAAUAGAAAAAAAAGUAAAUCCGUAACAAUGAUUCAAAGAAUAAGAAAAUGAAAAUAAUCCCAAUAUCUUCUCGUAAAAAAUACCUCAUUUUGAAAAUUUUUUAUGAUUGUAUUUCUGAGAAGAGAGCAAAGAAUUAGUUAGGGGUUAAUUAUUUUAGUCAACGUAAUGGGUAUAAUAAAAUAGAGCAGAAAAAAAGUAUAUUUACCGAAGAAACAAAAAGAAUAAUACCAAGGAGUUAAAAAAUAUAUUUUAGAAGAGAAAAUAAAAAACAAACUAGGACGUAACUAGAAACAACAAGGCGGAAAAUGGACGAUCCUAUCUUUAAAUUCUUCUUCUUUUUCUUUAAGGAAAUGGUACUGAAUUAAGUAUAUUGUACCUUUGUUCUUUAAAAUUAAAAAAAACAAAUCUAUUUACAGAAAAGAAGAAAAACAAACUCAUUAAAAAACACAGAAUAAUACCUACAAUUUAUAUACAAAACACAUGAAAUCUUUCCAUAUUUUAAAAGAACUAAAACAAAACUAUUUCUAUCAAAUCAUUUUAAGAGAAUAAUAAAAAAAAAAUCCCAGCAUUUUACGUGCAUUUCCUUAAUUGUUGUGGCGCUAAAAGCAUUGACUUUCCUCCACAAUGCUCAAGAAUAUUUUCUUUUUUUACUAAAUGAAAAUAAAAUGCGAUUUUCAAAACCACUUUCGCAUCACAAUUUUAGUUUUUUAUUAAAAGAAAUUAACGAGAUUUUAAGCUGAAGAAAAUUUUUAAGAAGCAACACAAUAUCUUCCAAGAAACAAAAUACUGAAUGAGAAACUCUACAGAUUUUUUUCUUUUUUCCACGAUUAAAUUCUAUUUGAAAAAAAAAGAGCAGAAAAAAAAAGAUUUAGCUUCUUGAGAAUUCGCAUAAAUAAGGGCAUGAAUUAAAUUAAAUUUGAUGUGAACAAAAAAGUGUAUAACUCGAAAUUUUAAUAAAAAUAUUAAAAAUUUAA